This is a messenger RNA of Oncorhynchus masou masou (cherry salmon), 1155 nucleotides long. Its product is annotated as histidine-rich glycoprotein-like. Bases 1 to 1155 code for a protein of 384 amino acids. The record is from RefSeq and is a predicted model, not a curated record. The transcript has a single exon. Lineage: Eukaryota; Metazoa; Chordata; Actinopteri; Salmoniformes; Salmonidae.
AUGCUAUCUGAUGUUAUCAACUACAGUCCUACAGAACACAUACACUGUCUAGGUCAUGAGUACCACUACAGCAGCCCUACAGAACACAUCCACUGUCUAGGUCAUGAGUACCACUACAGCAGUCCUACAGAACGCAUCCACUGUCUAGGUCAUGAGUACCACUACAGCAGCCCUACAGAACACAUCCACUGUCUAGGUCAUGAGUACCACUACAGCAGCCCUACAGAACGCAUCCACUGUCUAGGUCAUGAGUACCACUACAGCAGCACUACAGAACACAUCCACUGUCUAGGUCAUGAGUACCACUACAGCAGCCCUACAGAACACAUCCACUGUCUAGGUCAUGAGUACCACUACAGCAGUCCUACAGAACGCAUCCACUGUCUAGGUCAUGAGUACCACUACAGCAGCCCUACAGAACGCAUCCACUGUCUAGGUCAUGAGUACCACUACAGCAGCCCUACAGAACACAUCCACUGUCUAGGUCAUGAGUACCACUACAGCAGCCCUACAGAACACAUCCACUGUCUAGGUCAUGAGUACCACUACAGCAGCCCUACAGAACACAUCCACUGUCUAGGUCAUGAGUACCACUACAGCAGCCCUACAGAACGCAUCCACUGUCUAGGUCAUGAGUACCACUACAGCAGCCCCACAGAACACAUCCACUGUCUAGGUCAUGAGUACCACUACAGCAGUCCUACAGAACGCAUCCACUGUCUAGGUCAUGAGUACCACUACAGCAGCCCUACAGAACGCAUCCACUGUCUAGGUCAUGAGUACCACUACAGCAGCCCUACAGAACGCAUCCACUGUCUAGGUCAUGAGUACCACUACAGCAGUCCUACAGAACGCAUCCACUGUCUAGGUCAUGAGUACCACUACAGCAGCCCUACAGAACGCAUCCACUGUCUAGGUCAUGAGUACCACUACAGCAGUCCUACAGAACGCAUCCACUGUCUAGGUCAUGAGUACCACUACAGCAGCCUUACAGAACACAUACACUGUCUAGGUCAUGAGUACCACUACAGCAGCCCUACAGAACACAUCCACUGUCUAGGUCAUGAGUACCACUACAGCAGCCCUACAGAACGCAUCCACUGUCAGGUCAUGAGUACCACUACAGCAGUCCUACAGAACGCAUCCACUGUCUAG